AUGUUCGACUUCGAGGACAUCGAAGCCGACGUGGAGCGCCAGGGCGCUGAAGCCUGGCAGGAGGCCGCCGAAGGCGCCCAGGGCGGUGCCGCGGGUGCUCCGAGCGGCCCGGGCUUCGCCCACCGCCGGCCCGGCGCCGCCGCCAUCGAGGUGGGGAAGAAGGUGAUCAUCCGCGGCGCGCCGGGCGCACCGGAGUUGGAGGAGAAGAUCGGGGAGAUCAUGGCCUUUGAGGGAGGCAAGUACUCGGUGAAGGUCAUGAACUUGACGGGCGGUUACGUGCCCGGAAGGGCCUUGAACGAGGGCUCGCACAUGAGGCUGCUGGCCCCAGAAAGCCUGGAGCUGCACCCGGAUCAGGUGGAAAAGGAUCGCCAGGCUGCCGAGGACGGGGCGAUCGUCUUGCUGGGCGGCAGCGAGGCAGAGCGGGCCGCGCGCGAGGCGCUCUACAGUCUCUCCAUCGACCCCAAGCACUGCUACGACAAGGCCGUGGAGCGCAUCCUGGCCGCAAGGCACGAGUUCGAAGUCUUGAACUUGGAGGCGAAGUGGUAUGGGAGUGAUAAUAUGAGCCUUAUCAAGAGGGCUUACCGACGGAUCAGUGUGGGCAUCCACCCGGACAAGAACAGCCACCCGCAGGCCGUGGACUGCUUCAGGAAGGUCUAUGGAGCCUUCGAGACUCUGAUGGACAAGAAGCAGCAGUGGCGCCUCUUGUUCAUCCUGAACCGGCUCAAGGAGGACGAGGUAAGCUUGUACGAGCUGGAGGCGGAGGAGGAGGAGCGCUACGAGUGGUGGCUGGAAGCCAACGUUCCGGAGAUUGAGAAGCAGGCCGCGGAGAUCGAGGGAGGGGAGUUUGAGGAAAUAGGCGAGAAGUGGAUCUCUGAUGGCACGGGUGGCAAUGUGAAUGAUGUAAAGUGGGCUGGCAUGGCCGAGAGUCUACGGCUCCAUGCCGAGGACAAGGCUCUCUUCAUCGACUGUCGAGAGCGCUUUGAGUUCGAGAUCGAGCACAUUGACGGGGCCUUCAACAUCCCCAUGCGAGAGUUCGUGGACUUCGGUCUCGCCGGCGUCGCCGGGCCCUGGGUGAAGGAGGUCCUGAAACGGAAAGACCAGCCCGUGAUCAUCUACAGCGAGGUGGCGACGCCCUUCUCGCGCUGCCGGGCCAUGUGCCGGUGGCUGCUGCGUGCCGGCUCCAAGUCCUUGCCCGCCGAGCGUCUGCGAAGGCUCCGGGGUGGCAUGUUUGGCUGGCGGCACAAGAAGGGGAAGAUCGUCCUUGCGAUCAAGGACCUCACUGUGGAGCAGAAGGCCGCCUUGUACAGGGAGAGCGCCAAGCAGAUCGGAGCCCUGAAGCUGGGCCUCGGCGCCGUGAACCUCCGGGUGCGCGUGCGCUGGUUCGAGGAGCGGGGCCCUGGCGGCCCUUGCGCAAUGCUGCACGACUCCUCCGGGGGCAUCUUGACGCUUCUGACGACGAAAGAGCAGAUCGCUCUCUGCCGCGAGGCGGCCCUUCAACAAGCCUCGCUGCUGGUGCGCGGGGCCACGUGUGAGCUGAGCUCCGAGAAGCACUUGCUGGCAAGGCUGGGCCCCGAGGCGACACUGGAAAGGAGCGACCGCGACUUCACCUUCGGCUUCGACGCCAAGAACGUCUCCGAGGAAGUGCAUGCCCCGGAGCCGGAGGAAGAGGAGCAAGGAGGCGGUCUGGAGCGUAGGAGGAGCAGCGAGACGCCUGCGACAAAGUUCGAGCGGCGGUACUGCGCGGAGAGGCUCCAGCAUUUCGCCAAGUCCUUCAGCACCGGCAAGCGUGGCGAAACGGCUCAGGCUUUGCUCUCUCUGGGGGAUGCGGAGCAAGUAUCGCCGGAGAUCCGCCAGGCAUGCCUUCGAAGUCUUUGCCUCAUUGCCUCGGGCAGGGAUCGCGACGACUUGGAGGCAGCAGACGCACGGAUGCAGAUGCGGGGGAAGCUGGACACGCCCAGUCCAGCAGCAGCUGAUGCGAGGCACCAGAGCUCUGCGAACCCUAAGAGAAAGCCGGCUUUCUGCUGCUGUGGGUUUUCGAAGAGCAGGCCCGCCACUUGGCCACCGGGCUCAAGCCUGGCCCCGUUGCCCCGUUGUAACUGGGCCCUGUUGACACGAUGGAGGGAGGGUCUUCCCGGGAAGACGUCUCCAAAUGCUUCGAUGCGAUGA
This is a messenger RNA of Symbiodinium necroappetens, 2166 nucleotides long. The record is from the annotation of a GenBank genome assembly. NCBI's taxonomy places the organism in Eukaryota, Dinophyceae, Suessiales, Symbiodiniaceae.